GGCGUCUAUUUAUCGGAAGCCAAUGGCCACACCGUCAUCGCCAGCUGCCAGUAUCCCUCGAUCCCGUCUCCGUCCUCGUCGUCCUCGACCGGCAUUGUGAACGCGGACAUGGGCUCUCUCUCUCUCGCCGCAGCCACCGCCCGCCACGGCCUCGCCGAUCUCCUGGGGGCGACCACGAGCGACCCCAUUGAUCACCGGCGCAGGAAGGCCCACGGAAACGGCGUCAGAGAGAGCAACAGCACGAGCGACGAGCACGACGGCGGGAGGGUCGACGGGGAAGCCGGCGGCCAGUCGAAGCUCUGCGCGAGAGGCCACUGGAGGCCCGCCGAGGACACCAAGCUCAAGGAGCUCGUCGCCCUCUACGGCCCCCAGAACUGGAACCUCAUCGCAGAGAAGCUGGAGGGCAGAUCAGGGAAGAGCUGUAGGUUGAGGUGGUUCAACCAGUUGGACCCGAGGAUCAACCGGAGGGCGUUCACGGAGGAGGAAGAGGAGAGGCUGAUGCAGGCGCACCGGGUGUACGGCAACAAGUGGGCGAUGAUAGCCCGGCUCUUCCCCGGGCGGACCGACAACGCCGUGAAGAACCACUGGCACGUAAUCAUGGCCCGCAAGUACCGGGAACAGUCCACCGCAUACCGGCGGAGGAAGCUCAGCUUGUCCCGGUCGCCGUCGUCUGGCUACGCCAGGCCGGAUGAAACCCCCGCCGGCCAUCGCGAUCGGGACGACUACGACGACGCCCCUGCGAGGAGAGAUUGCCCCGCGUCGUUCGGUAAUGUGGGGGUGUCACGCUGGGCAAUCGGGACGACGGCAUUCGAUCAUCAUCAUCAUCAUCAUCAACAUAUUCUUGGCUUGAAUAAUGGGUUGAGCCCAACUAGCAAUAAUGGAGAAAUACUGGCGGUUCAGAAUGGAUUUGGUUUUCUCGCUGGAGGAACGAUCACGACUGGAGUAGAACUGAGCCACUGUUUUAUAGGUCGGAACAGCAACCACGACGACACGACGGCGAGCUUGUUCCACCACCAAACGAAACCCUGCACGAACUCAUACGGCGCUUGUCUCCACCCUCCCCGGUGGCCACCGCCGGCGACGACCCAGCCGUCGGACCAGGACCGCCGCGCGGUCAGGGACCCGUACGCCCAGUGCUGUUGCUCGGACACGAUCGCGUUGACGACGGCCCAUCAAGUUUCGCCCUCGCCGCCGCCGCCGCCCAGGGAAUGCGAAGCUCCUCCGUCGCCGCCGCAGCCGCAGCCGCAGCCGCCGCCGUCGUCGCCACCAUUCAUUGAUUUCCUCGGGGUCGGAGCCACGUGA
Eucalyptus grandis is the source of this 1302-nucleotide messenger RNA. Its product is annotated as transcription factor CSA. NCBI's taxonomy places the organism in Eukaryota, Viridiplantae, Streptophyta, Magnoliopsida, Myrtales, Myrtaceae. The record is from RefSeq and is a predicted model, not a curated record. Gene Ontology annotation, cellular component: nucleus. Gene Ontology annotation, biological process: regulation of DNA-templated transcription. Gene Ontology annotation, molecular function: RNA polymerase II cis-regulatory region sequence-specific DNA binding; DNA-binding transcription factor activity, RNA polymerase II-specific. The transcript has 3 exons. Bases 109 to 1302 code for a protein of 397 amino acids.